AUUUUUUUCCGAUUUCGGUGGGGCUCUUAUAAACUGGUACCGAAAAUCAAACAUUAUCAUAUUCAAAUAUUGACAAGAGAAAAAUGGAAGAAACGGAUAUGAUGCAUCAAACAGAUGCGGAUGCAAUGAACACUGAAGAAAAGGCUGUAAUGGACAAAUUGAAUCAGAUUGUAGAAUGGUGGUUGAAGCCGUGUGAACAAAGGGGCAUCGAUAUUUCGGACGAAUUAAAUAGCAUACCGGAUUGGAGACUUCUUGAAAUGAUUAAUCAAGUACAACAUAACUUAAUAAGAGUGAAUGCAGUUAAAGAUCAAUGGGCUAAUAGGACGUCCCAAAGAAAAUUCGAUGACAUAUUUACAGACAACACUUAUCCUUUUUUACCAAAACUGCCAAAAGAGUACGGAAAAAUGGUGCCUGCUAGUUAUUUUAAAAGUAAAAAGUUAGCAGAUCUGCUUAAAGAUGCUUAUCACAACUCUCUGAUCUACGCAGCUGCUGUAUCAAUGCUCGCUAAGGAGAAGUAUUCUAAUCCGGCCGCAGAAAAAGUUUUCCAUUACAUGAAAUUCGAAAUAAAACAGUUGAUAUGCGAACUAUAUUCGUUUUGCGAAGAUUCUAAAGUCGUGGUUACAUCUAACGUAUCUGCAUCCGUCGUACCGCAAAAUCUACAGGGAUCAAGUCUGGAUUUAACUCAACAGCUAAUCAGAGAACACAUUAUCUUCAAGGAGUACAUAAAUUUCUUGCAGUAUUUGGAACAACUGUUAAUGUAUAUUAAGAAUCAUUUAUUUCCAGCUAAAAGAUUCUAAAUUGUUAUAUCUUUAACCUCAUCAUGUAAACUUUU
Messenger RNA from Diorhabda sublineata, 832 nucleotides. RefSeq lists its product as uncharacterized. The coding region runs from base 84 to 797 and encodes 237 amino acids. The transcript has 4 exons. The record is from RefSeq and is a predicted model, not a curated record. Lineage: Eukaryota; Metazoa; Arthropoda; Insecta; Coleoptera; Chrysomelidae.